CAACUGCAAACAGGAGAAACCCGAAACAAAGAUGGCGGAGGAACCCACGCCGGUGCAUCGUUCCCGCGGGUGCACCGUCGAGGAAUGUCAAAACAUGAUUCAAAGAAGUCUACAAACUCCAAUGGUUAAGUUCUUGAAGAGACAGAUGGAGAAAGCUGGGUGUGUGGUUGGAGACAAGUUCAUCAAGGCAAUUCAUUGUGAUCAAAAUAUUAGUGGAGGUUAUUGUCAAGGGGAAGGGAUAACUGUCUGUAGCAACGAGGUGAGUAUGCAAGAUGAGGUUAAUCGUGUGAUAUUACAUGAGUUGAUUCAUGCAUAUGAUGAAUGUCGCUCUGCAAAUUUGGACUGGUGUAAUUGUGCACAUCAUGCCUGUAGUGAGAUUCGUGCUAAUCGUCUUAGUGGUGAUUGCCACUACAAGCAGGAAUUGCUGAGGGGUUAUUUGAAGAUAAGAGGCCAUGAACAAGAAUGCAUUAAGAGGAGAGCUAUGAAAUCGGUCACCAGUAACCCCUUCUGCUCAGAAGCUGCUGCGAAGGAUGCUGUUGAGGCUGUAUGGGACGUCUGUUACAAUGAUACUCAACCGUUUGACAGAGCUCCUUGAGACAUACAAUGGCAAUUUGCUGGUCCCAAAGCUAUUGUAUUUUUAAUUUCAUUUUAUUUCUCAAAUUAUUUCUAAAAUUUUGAAGGAUUGGGAAUAUUCUCAGUUCUUGUGUUGCAUAUGAUAGGAAUAAGAAUUAUUGAUUUGUCAUGUUCAUGUCAAUAAUCUUCCCUCUCUUGAGGAUGACAGAGAGAAAUUGUAUGAUUUCUGAGUUUUAUUAUGCUAGUUAUAAACCAAUUCUGAGACAAAUUGGAUAAUGAAAUUGUUUUGUGUUGGUUUUCCAAAGGCAGCAUUUUUUGGUUAUUAUUCUGUUGUUACUAUUCUAAUUUGGUUGGUUACACGGAUGUUGUUCCUUUUCAAGUAAUUUGAUGAAUUAUAUGUAGAUAAGAUGUUCUUGAGAAAUGCGUUUUUUUUAGGUCACCAGUCCUGAAAAGUGAGUUUACUGGGCAAAUCUAAUAUGUUCUUUAAUGAGUUACACAUUAAUGUAAUCCUAUUAUGAUUAAUCUCUGCCUGAAUCAUCUGCAUUCAUGUUGUUGCUUGCUUUUUCUUCUGAAAAAGACAACAGCUGGCUGAAUUUUGUGGGGCGACCAAGCGUUGAAGGGUGAGGUAAUCCAUGAUGUUCAAUUUCAUUUUAGUUGCAGGCAGUUUCAGGCUAGGGAAAAUUAUUUUUACUAUUAUUCAGUUAAUGGUCUAGGACUC
Messenger RNA from Rubroshorea leprosula, 1291 nucleotides. The record is from the annotation of a GenBank genome assembly. NCBI's taxonomy places the organism in Eukaryota, Viridiplantae, Streptophyta, Magnoliopsida, Malvales, Dipterocarpaceae.